GUAGUUCUCUGUUGCUUGCCAAUCGUGAAACAUCGCUUCAAGUAUAUCUUAAUGUCUAUUCCGCUAUUAAAGUUGAUUCUAAAAGUUAAUAUAUAAAAAAUGUGGCAAACAUAUCUAAUAGUUAUAGUUGCUUUAAUGGCUGUUGCCAUACAGUCUGAUGAAUCUGAAAAGAAGCAUAAUGCUUUGAUCCACUCAUGUCUGACUGCAAAUAAUCUAACUGCCCUAGAGUUUGAGGAAUGGUCAAAUCAGGGUGACUAUAGCGAUUCUUUGGAAGAUUUGGAGAAUGUUGACAUGAGAUUGAAAUGUUUCACUCAUUGUAUGGCCGAGAAAUUCGAUUUACUCGAUGACAAAGGAUUUCUAGAUGCAGAUCGCAUUGAUAACUACGAGAAACUAAAUGAAACCAAUCGUCAGAUCAUUAUUGACUGUAAAACUGAAUAUGAUAAUGGUAAAUUGGAAAAAUGUGAUUAUGCAUUCAAUAUGUUACUUUGUUAUAUGGAAAAUAUUAAACAAACAGAUGAAUAAGACGGAAAAAUUGUAAUUAUAUGUAAGUUAAAAAAAUUAUAAAAUAAAAGCAAAACAGUAAAACUGG
Molecule: messenger RNA, 589 nt
Organism: Drosophila willistoni
Lineage: Eukaryota; Metazoa; Arthropoda; Insecta; Diptera; Drosophilidae
Gene: Obp57c
Product: general odorant-binding protein 57c
Exons: 2
Coding region: 100-522 (140 amino acids)
Molecular function (GO): odorant binding
Source: RefSeq, a predicted model, not a curated record